AUGUUUUCUGAUGAAACAGAGAAGUGUUUUGUAGUAGGACCAUGGGGUGGUACCGGUGGGAUAAAUUGGGAUGAUGGAAGAGGAGUGAGAUCAAUCACACUUUCAUAUGGCAUUUCUAUAGAUGCAAUCAGUGUUGUCUAUGAUGAUCACGGUCUUCCUUUCAAAUCAGAAAAACAUGGAGGUAGUGGAGGCAAAAGAACUGCUGAGAUCAUGCUGCAACACCAAAUUGAGUUCUUGAUCAGUGUAAGUGGGCAUUAUGGUCCAAUAGAUGGAUACAAAAAGGGUUCAUACAUUCGGUCACUAACAUUUCAGAGCAACCGUAGAACUUUUGGACCAUAUGGAGUUGAACCAGGCACUCCAUUCACCUUAUCAACACAUGGACGCAGAAUUCUGGGCUUCAAGGGACGAAGUGAACCGUAUGAUUAA
This is a messenger RNA of Lotus japonicus, 426 nucleotides long. Its product is annotated as jacalin-related lectin 19-like. NCBI's taxonomy places the organism in Eukaryota, Viridiplantae, Streptophyta, Magnoliopsida, Fabales, Fabaceae. Gene Ontology annotation, molecular function: carbohydrate binding. The record is from RefSeq and is a predicted model, not a curated record.